Oikopleura dioica is the source of this 2370-nucleotide messenger RNA. The record is from the annotation of a GenBank genome assembly. NCBI's taxonomy places the organism in Eukaryota, Metazoa, Chordata, Appendicularia, Copelata, Oikopleuridae.
AUGAAAUUGUUCCCGUCCCUUUCAAUCCUGCACCUAGCAGCGGCGGGGUCAGACUUCCACGUCGAGGGUUGUCUCUCCGUUGCCGUGCCAUGGGGCGGGCUCCUUGCUGAUUUGGACAACCAAUGUACUGCGCUCGGUGACGCCAUUUCGGCCCAGUAUCCGGACAUGGAGUUUCGAGCGAACACGUGCUUCUCGACUUGCUCAGCCCAAAACGAAAUCGGAGGGUCGCCGGAAAUUGCUUAUUCUGCUGGCCAGUUGAACCCAACAACUGCGGCCUUUGGUUGCUACGAUGUUUGCGUAGAGGCUUGGAACAUCAACGAAGACGCUGUUGGUAGCGAUGAUGAGGCUGAUGUCCUUGAGUAUAUCGAGAACGGAAUCGGCCUUCCAUACGGUGGCUUUGCCAAAUUCAUAAACGUCAUCAACUUCAACGAAUUUGAAGGCUCUGGAUCUGGUGACGAGGUCAGCACAACAACUGGUCCAACAACAACCACGACGUCUGGAACCGGUACGACCACAACUGACUUCACCACCACCACGACAGUCAACCCCUUCGAGGGCUACAGCGAGUACAGAACAUGUGUCACCAUGUAUUUGCCCAUUCUCUGGCUCUUCGGGUCGAUUUUCGGAAAUGUGAAUGAGCUCUGCUUCAGUUUUACUGGACAGAUCUGUCAGUCGUUCCAUGCUGUCGGAGCUAAAUGCUGGGAGACUGCAUGCGCUGGAACCUGCAGUGGUAAUGGUGUCCAAGACGGUGUCAACGACUUCCUCGAUAACGAUGCUGCCGCUCAGGAGGACAGCCAACAAAGUAGCCAGGCUUUCGACAGCAAUGGCCGCCUGAAGCCAGAUGCACCCCCAAACAAACCAGGUUGUUUUGAUUACUGCUGGACUGUUCAUGCUACAGAUGACCAGAUUGCAACAGUUAUCAACCAAUGGUCCUCCAGCAGUCGCGGCUUUGCUGAGAAAGUCAGUCAGCAGCGAUUCAUCGUCGAUCGACAGAAAACCUUCGAGGUCAUCGCUGACUUCGCCCUUCUUGAUGCUAUCGUUGAAGAGGGUGAAUACACUGGUGGUAUGCAACAGCUUGUUGAUGACACUGUUGAUGCUGGUUUCGUCUGUGAUGCUGAUUGCGACGAGAACAACAUUGUGGAUACCGCUUCUUCAACCAUGUGGGGCAAAGCUGACAACAGUGCCCUUUCAGGUAUCGACUGUCAGGACGGCAACAACGGCGGCUGUUCCCAUCUUUGCACCGGUGAAGGUGUUGACGGAGUCUGCAGUUGCCCUAAUGCUUGUUGGGAUCUUGUCGGAAAAGAGUGCCAGAUUCCCUCUGACAAAGUACUCCUUAAGUGUGAGCCCGAUCGUAUGGUCGCUUACAUCGCCAAGUGCAUUGUUGAAGACCUUGAUGAGGGAGUCACAACUGGCGAUUAUCAUCUCAGCGAUAGCCAAUGCAACCCUGUUACUGGCUACGUCAACGCUACUGAGCCUUGCCCAGCAGAGAUCGACUCUAUGACUACUGGAUGCAUGUCUUUCAACACCCGUCUUGAUGAGUGCUCAACCGGUGUCACUGCUGAUUACACAGCCAACAUCAUGACCUUUUCUCAGACCCUCCAGUCUGCAACAACCGGAAACGCAGUCACUGCUUCAAGCGGAGCUCUUUUCUUCAUGAGCAUUGCUCCAAAAAUCACUGUUGACUUCACCUGUGAGUACAACACUGACUACGAGACUCAUGUUGGAUCUGCUCUCGUAAAUCCAGAUUCUGUUGAUAACUCACUCACCAGCACCGGUAACUUCGUCUUCCAGUUGAACACUCUCGAUCCCGUGUACACACGAAGCGGAGCCAUCACUAGCUGGGCCAUGCAUGAUGCUGUCGCCGAUCCUUACAAUGUCGGUUCUACUCUUUACUACAAGGUCUGCCAAGCCAUGCCUCUCGACAACAUUUACUUCUCUGUUCCCGACUGCACAGUCACCAACGCCAACAAGACUGAGUCCUACGGCAUCAUGGUGAACCAUCAGACCGACGAAUUCGUCAAGUUCCAACGAGUUGGACGGGAUUUCAAUGGUACUUUUGCCGAGUGGGGCAAUGCUGCGGAUCUUGUACCUAUGCCAGCUGGUUCGUGGUACAGCCCAUCAAACGAGCUCUCGAACGACUGUCUCUACUUCAGUUACACCGUUUUCGAGUUCGUUGGUGACGAUAACGACGGAGACCUCCGACUCACCUGCGACGUCCACGCUUGCAACUACGAUGAAGAUCAGCCCAACGACAUCUCAUCUUGCGUGAGCGAGGAUCUUCUCGCCCGACGAAAGCGAUCUACCGACGAUCAAAUUCAGCAAUACUGGCGAGUGGCGGUUGAUAUCCCCCUUCGUCAUCUUGACGUUUAA